GCCAGACGUAGCCGGACGCCAAGCCGAACAACGCUUGCGAAGCAAGUCCGGCAAGUCGUUCUUCCAUCGUCUCCGUUGGCGCGGGUUUUUCAAUGGAAUAUUUGUAGCGUUUACAUCUCCAUAUCUUCCCUUUUUCUCCGGUAACCUCCGACGCCAAGAUGAGUUACGCUCAGGUGCACCACGACAUCAUGAGCCUGAUGUUUUCCAACUUGGCGACGGAGUACGAAAUACAGAAAGCGAUAUCGUCCGGAACGUUGAUCGAGCUCCACGCGUUCUUCCGGGCUCCGCUGAAGCCGGCCCUGAAGCUCAUCGACGGACGUCGCGUGAAACGUAUGCGAAGCCGCAGCGGCAGGAUCGCGUUUCAAGUGACCGGGGAAGCCAAGAUCUCGUACACCUGCUUGCAGGAGAGCAACUUUUGUAGCUGCUACUCCUACCUGCACCAAGUACUCAGGAAACAGGAAAUCCCAAUGUGCAAGCACGUACUCGCUGCCAGGCUUGCCGUGGCACUUGGCAAGUGCGAGGAAGUGGACUGCUCCGACGACACCAUGAUAUUCGUGCUGCAGAACCUGUUCUGAUGUGCGUGCAGUAUGCAAGCGUGUUUUUGUAGAUGGUAGCCAGUUCACAACAAAACCCUGCCUCUGUAGCAUAUAAUUUGUUAUGAAUAUGAAGGUGUGGAGCUUAAAUUUUGAGCAAGAUCUCCAACUUUGAACAGUUGUCAAAAUACAAGUGGGAAUAUUGACACAAUAUUACAAAGAGACCCAAUCUAUCAGUCUCAAAUAUUAAGAGGAAAAAAAAAAAAACAUGCUCGGGGUUGUGUUUUGUUGAAAUUUAUUAUAUAAAGUGUACAUCGACACAUAUUUGUUCUGUAUUUUAUAUUAAAGGCAUGCAAUCAAAAUCGUCAACCACUAAGCACCCAAAAAAGUACAUAUAGAAAUAAAGUAUGCUGCCUCGGAAAUGUC
This is a messenger RNA of Ixodes scapularis (black-legged tick), 959 nucleotides long. RefSeq names its product zinc finger SWIM domain-containing protein 7. The transcript has 5 exons. Gene Ontology annotation, cellular component: Shu complex. Bases 159 to 575 code for a protein of 138 amino acids. The record is from RefSeq and is a predicted model, not a curated record. Gene Ontology annotation, molecular function: zinc ion binding. Lineage: Eukaryota; Metazoa; Arthropoda; Arachnida; Ixodida; Ixodidae. Gene Ontology annotation, biological process: double-strand break repair via homologous recombination.